This is a messenger RNA of Malassezia globosa CBS 7966, 2292 nucleotides long. RefSeq lists its product as uncharacterized. The coding region runs from base 1 to 2292 and encodes 763 amino acids. The transcript has a single exon. Lineage: Eukaryota; Fungi; Basidiomycota; Malasseziomycetes; Malasseziales; Malasseziaceae. The record is from RefSeq and is a predicted model, not a curated record.
AUGGCACUUCAUCUCAUUCAAGAUGUAGAAGCUGCUGGCGCUGAGUUAUUUACUCUACUCGUCUCUACCACUGUGCGCGAUUCAUGGCCUGAGAUCGAAAGUGACGCGCCUCAUCUUCCCUCUGUUCUGCAUGCAAUCCACAUCCUCUUGACCCGCUUUAAUGCCGUGAGUUCGCCGUCUCCUCGAGCCAAAGCGACGCUCCAGUCUCUUAAUGCACUAAAGAAUGGACUUACAACACCCUUGAACGACGAUCUUUUCGGUGAGCAGCAACCUGCAGCAUCGGUUCCGUCGCUAUGGGCUUCACGCGCCUUCUUCUCGUACGCAGUGUCAUUGCAGCUUGUAUGGCGGCAGGUGGAGUCGUCUGGUGGUCGUCGGCCAGUCCUUCCACCGCCCGUAUUUCCCGAACCUGAGACAAUACUGCUUGUUCAUGGGUUAUGUGCGCCUAAUUUGAAUUGGUAUCAAAAGUGCCUUGAAGCACUGGGCAUUCUGAAGACGCGCCUUCAUUAUUCAAAUGAACCACCCAACGACAUCUGCUGUGCAUAUCUUAUGGAAAUCUUUGUGGCAAUCACGCACGCAGCGAUUGUGCAGCUGAAACGUCAUCCCACUGAGCGGCAUGCGCAGGUAUGGCGGCAUGUAAUCGGCGGCCUUCUUCCUCCUCUGGCCCUGUUUCUGGGCGGCAGUGUCCCAGCUUCAAAUAACGAUGUGCUUAACGUCCAAGACACCGUCUCAUCGUUUAUCGCGUUUUACGAGCCAGUUAAUGAUUGGAUGCAUCUUGAUGCACAAAUUAUGGCCCCAUCCCAUGCAGCCACAUUACCCGAUCUUAUGCAAGACUCGUUUGCUGCGUGGCUGCCAGGGCAUUCAAAAAAGACUACAUCGAUUGAACUCGAAAACUUGCACCAGUAUGCAAGUACUAGUGUCCAGUCAUUUCGACAAAUCGUGCAUACGUCCCUGCUGCACAACCCGUCCGCUUGUGGCAACCUGAUUGAACGCGCAGUGAAAGAGCCUUGUUUGCAACUUGUGCUUGCGAUGGAGUUGAACCAUUUGCUUUCAGAGUGGACGGAGUUCAUGUCUGCAGAGUUCAUGCACAUGCAUGCCAUCUGCUACUUAUUACAGUCAGGCGCACCGCAAAAUCUCGAUAUGCUAUGUCUGUACAUGGGACAGCAGCUGCUUCCCCACACACUUGUGCAUGUGCUUUCACAUAUGGACCAGUCAAUGUGGAGCCAUCCCGACGACGCUCUUAACCUGGUGAUCUUGUUCGUCGAAUACCUGUCGUAUUAUAGCAAGGAGUCGGGUAAUCCAUCGAAAGGGGCCGCAUACGUAUUCAUGAGGCGCCGCUUGUCGUGCUUCAACAGCCAUGCACUACCUGAAGAGUACCUCACGCUCCUAAGCCGUUGGUGCCGCUGCUUGGUCGGCAGUGACGAUAUGUCGGAGCUGCUUACUGCUUCGCCACCAUGGCUCUUAUUCCGUUUAACGCCGAGUAUUUUCAAACUCUUAAUUGAGGCAUUCUUAUAUGGGUUCUUUGACGAGUCAACGCUCCUAAAUGCAUUUGCAUACUUCCUGCGCGUUCCUCUGCGCUACAACGUGCCCUGUGCAGUAAAUUGGCUCGUGCGAUACACGACUAUGACACUGGCCAAGGCGCAAUAUGAUCCGAAGCUUUGGUCCCUCAUCUUCCUGCUGGUCCGUACGCUUCAUAUGCUGUUUAUGAGCGACGCAUGCCCCCCGCUUAUUCGCUCCAUGUUAGCAGGCGUUGUCUUACCAUUGUUGCAGAAUGAGCGUCUCGUGCUUAUGACACAUACCUCCAAUGUCAACAUACCCGUGUUCAUAUCCACAUUGCAGUCAUACACGGACCCCCACCUUCCCCAGAGCCCAUGGAUUGUCGAUGUAUUGAUGAUGUGCGAAGACGCCAAGCCAUGGUAUAGUCUUGUUCAACGCAUUGGCAUCAUCACACUUCAGGGGCUUGACACUUGCAUAGCACGCCAACUCUUGGGUGUUGCGCUUCAAACACGUGCCGAACAAGUCUGGACCAUCAAGCUCCUCGCAGCUGUGUUUUCGCUUCUUCACCUGAAUUCCAAAGCGACGAAACCUCUAUCUCUUGUGCGAGUUAUCCUCUUACAAUGGGAUGCCUCCAGCUCCAAGCCAGAACAUAUCCGCAAUCUCGGCCGUAUCCUUGUGUUAAGCGUGCUUCUGUCCAAAAAUCUACCUGCCAGUGCUGACGCCCUCGAAACUGUCUUUGGGAGUCUACUCACACCUAGUGCUGAGCCGCUAGCGCAUAUUUUGCGGUCCGAGACAUAG